AUGGCGGCGCAGUUCUUCGGGGCUUCUAUGAACGUGAUGACCAGGCUACUGGAGUUGGAUGGCCCUCAUGGGAAAGGAAUGCAUCCAUUUGAAAUUCUGUUUGUCCGCAUGUCUGCAACAACCCUCUGCAGCUUCUUAUACAUGUGGUAUAAAAAAGUUCCCCAGCCGUUUGGUGCUCCCGCAGUUCGAGGCCUCCUUGUCCUGCGCGGAGUGAGCGGCUUUAUUGGUGUCUUUGGGCUCUAUUACUCACUUGGCUAUCUGCCGCUGUCAGAAGCCACGGUGCUGACAUUCCUCGCGCCAAUCCUAACAUGCUAUGUCUGCUCCCUGAUCAUACCCAAUGAAACCUUUAGCCGCAAACAGCAACUAGCCGGCCUCGCUUCCCUCUUCGGCGUUGUCCUCAUCGCCCGCCCGGGAUCACUCUUCUCCAGCGUAUCAGGAUCGUCUCCGGAAGGAAGCCUCUCCUACGGCAACACAACCUUCUCGCCAUCAUCCCUAGCCGCCAGAAACACCACCAACGGGCCCGUCUCAGACCCAGACUCCGACUCCAACCAACACCUCAUCGCCAUCGGCGCCGCCCUCAUGGGCGUCCUCGGCGCAACAUCGGCAUACACCUCCAUCCGCAAAAUCGGCCAACGCGCGCACCCUCUCGUCAGCGUCAACUACUUUUCCACCCUGACCACCAUCAUCUCCACCAUCGCCGUGCUCGUCCUGCCCAACGUCUCCUUCCGCCUUCCCGCCAAUCUUUCCGAGACCCUGCUCCUCUGCGGCCUGGGUGUGUGCGGAUUCUUCCUGCAAUUCCUGCUCACGGCGGGAUUGUCGUAUGUGCCUCCGCCGUCGGUGCUCGGCGGCAAAGUGAGCUCACACGGUUCGCGCGCAACCAACAUGGUAUAUACGCAAAUGCUGUUUGCAUUGUUCUAUGACCGGAUGGUGUGGAACUCGAUGCCGUCGCCGCUGAGUUGGGCGGGGUCGGGGAUUAUCCUGGCAAGUGCGAUAUAUGUUGCCGUUGCGAGGGAUGGGAACGGCCAGAGUGCGAGUGCGAAUGGGAAGAGUGAGGAUGAGGCGGGGGAUUCUGUGGAUGGCGUGUUUUCUGGCGAUGAAGGUGAUCUGGAGAGUGGAAGGGGUCGGGCGAAGAUUGUGUACAGGAAUGAUGGACAUGACGCGGUUGAGGAAGAGAGGAGGAGUUUGCUGCAUGGGCUGGAUGAUGAAGAUGAUGAUGACGGCAGAUGA
Molecule: messenger RNA, 1227 nt
Organism: Uncinocarpus reesii 1704
Lineage: Eukaryota; Fungi; Ascomycota; Eurotiomycetes; Onygenales; Onygenaceae
Exons: 2
Coding region: 1-1227 (408 amino acids)
Cellular component (GO): membrane
Source: RefSeq, a predicted model, not a curated record